GUGGAGUCACUGUCGGCUUCAGCCAGGCUGCGGAGCGGACGGACGCGCCUGGUGCCCCGGGGAGGGGCGCCACCAGGAGAGGAGGAGGAGGCGGAGGAGGAGGUGGAGAGGAAGAGACGCCCUCUCUGCUGACAUCCCCCCUCCCCCCCGAGGCUCUGACCCCAGGGGCUAGGGGCCUGACAAGUUUCUCCACCCGGGCUGCCUGAAGAGGCCGCUACCCUGGAGGGCCCCGAGCCCACCGCACCAGGGGCCCCAGCACCGGCCCGGUGGCCUAACGCGACAGUCCCAGGGACCACUGCGAGGUUUCCAGUUGCCUAGACAAGGAGCCGGGGGUCAGAGCAACAACCCUUCCAGCCACCUGCCUCGACUUCUGCCUCAGGCACCAGUCCCAGCCCUGUGCAUCCAACCCAGGUGACAUGCCGGUACUCUCCACCUCCCGGUCCUCGCGGGUGACCACGCUGAAGCGCACAGCUCUGGUCCUGGCCCUCACGGCCUAUGGAGCCCACAAAAUCUACCCUUUGGUGCGGCAAUACCUGGCUGCAACCAGGGGCCCUCAGGUACCAGCAGGGGAGUCCACGCAGGAGGUCUCUGGCGCCACAGCGGCCAAGGCCGGCGUGAACCGGGUGUUCUUGCAGCGGCUCUUGGGCCUCCUGCGGCUGCUCUUCCCCAGGACUCUGUGCCGGGAGACGGGGCUGCUGGCACUGCACUCGGCAUCCCUGGUGAGCCGGACUUUCCUGUCCGUGUAUGUGGCCCGCCUGGACGGCCGGCUGGCCCGCUGCAUCGUGCGCAAGGACCCACAGGCCUUCGGCUGGCAGCUCCUGCAGUGGCUCCUCAUCGCUCUCCCUGCCACCUUCAUCAACAGCGCCAUCCGGUACCUAGAGGGCCAGCUGGCCCUGUCUUUCCGCAGCCGUCUAGUGGCCCACGCCUACAGGCUUUACUUCUCCCAGCAGACCUACUACAGAGUCAGCAACAUGGACGGGCGGCUUCGCAACCCUGACCAGUCCCUGACGGAGGACGUGGUGGCCUUUGCAGCCUCUGUGGCCCACCUCUACUCCAACCUCACCAAGCCGCUCCUGGAUGUUGCUGUGACCGCCUACACCCUGCUUCGAGCAGCCCGUUCCCGGGGGGCCGGCACAGCCUGGCCCUCGGCCAUUGCUGGCCUCGUUGUGUUCCUCACAGCCAACGUGCUGCGAGCCUUCUCACCCAAGUUUGGCGAGCUGGUGGCAGAGGAGGCACGGAGGAAGGGAGAGCUGCGCUACAUGCACUCUCGAGUGGUGGCCAACUCAGAGGAGAUCGCCUUCUAUGGGGGCCACGAGGUGGAGUUAGCCCUGCUGCAGCACUCCUACCAGGACCUGGCUUCGCAGAUUAACCUUAUCCUGCUGGAACGCCUGUGGUACAUCAUGCUGGAGCAGUUCCUCAUGAAGUAUGUGUGGAGCGCCUCGGGCCUGCUCAUGGUGGCCGUGCCCAUAAUCACUGCCCCCGGCUAUUCGGAGUCAGACUUGGAGGCAGUGAAGAAGGCAGCUUUGGAGAUGAAGGAGGAGGAGCUCGUGAGCGAGCGCACAGAGGCCUUCACCAUUGCCCGCAACCUCCUCACAGCUGCUGCGGAUGCCAUCGAGCGGAUCAUGUCAUCCUACAAGGAGGUGACAGAGCUGGCCGGCUACACAGCCCGAGUAUACGAGAUGUUCCAGGUAUUCGAAGAUGUCCAGCACUGCCAUUUCAAGAGGCCCGGGGAGCCGGAGGACCCUCAGGCAGGGCCCGGGGCUGUGGCCAGGUCUGGUGUCCAUGUAGAGGGGCCCCUGCAGAUCCGAGGCCAAGUGGUAGAUGUGGAACAGGGAAUUAUUUGUGAGAACAUCCCCAUCAUCACGCCCACGGGAGAGGUGGUGGUGGCCAGUCUCAAUAUCAGGGUGGAAGAGGGCAUGCACCUGCUCAUCACCGGCCCCAACGGUUGUGGCAAGAGUUCUCUCUUCCGGAUCCUUGGCGGCCUCUGGCCCACGUACGGUGGCGUGCUCUACAAGCCCCCGCCGCAGCGCAUGUUCUACAUCCCUCAGAGGCCCUACAUGUCCGUGGGCUCCUUGCGGGACCAGGUGAUCUACCCAGACUCCGUGGACGACAUGCGAAGGAAAGGCUAUUCGGAGCGGCACCUGGAAGCCAUUCUGGACAUCGUGCACCUGAACCACAUCUUGCAGCGGGAAGGAGGUUGGGAGGCCGUGUGUGACUGGAAGGAUGUGCUGUCGGGGGGUGAGAAGCAGAGAAUCGGCAUGGCCCGAAUGUUCUACCACAGGCCCAAGUACGCCCUCCUGGAUGAGUGCACCAGCGCCGUGAGCAUCGACGUGGAAGGCAAGAUCUUCCAGGCGGCCAAGGACGCUGGCAUUGCCCUGCUUUCCAUCACCCACCGGCCCUCCCUGUGGAAGUACCACACGCACUUGCUGCAGUUUGACGGGGAGGGUGGCUGGAAGUUCGAGAAGCUAGACCCCGCCGCUCGCCUGAGCCUGACCGAGGAGAAGCAGCGGCUCGAGCAGCAGCUAGCGGGCAUCCCCAAGAUGCAGCGGCGCCUCCAGGAGCUCUGCCAGAUCCUGGGCCAAGGCUCUGGGCUCCUCCAGGGUGCUGCUCCGCCCUGAGCCCUGGGCCCACAUGGAGGAAACCACAGCAGUUGCCCACCGCCCCGCACCUGGCCCUGCCGCAGGCCUGCCCUGCAUGCCUUUCCCUCCCAGGCCUCCUGGCCGCAGGCCUGCCCUGCCUAGAGGACUGCCAGCAAAACCACGUGCCUGUCCCUGGGCGGCGCAGAUGGGACUUUCUUCUCUUCCAGGAGGGGGAAGGGUGGAGGGGAGCCCCCAGCUCACAGCGCCAGCCAGUCUGUGCGGAGCCUUGCAUGGGGCGGGGGGCCUGCCCUCCUGACGCUGCAGUCCCCCUUAUGCCCUCCUCUUCAGUCCCUUGGAGACCCCACGGGCCAUCCGUGGCUACGGCCCAAAUGGCCCACUGAGGCUCCCACCCCACAGGACACCCUUCCUGCCAUAGAAACAGCCAGACAGAACCCACAGCCAGACAGAACCCACAGCCAGACGGGGCCCCUCACGUGCGCCCCUUCUCCCUGCCACGGGAGGAAGGAUUGCACAGCACUCGCGAGCGAUGGUGAGAAUGGAGCCCCUGCCCCUAGCCUCCUUUCCUUCUCCAAGCUAAUUUAUUGGAUUCCUGUUUGGGGCCAUCUCGAUUGCCAACACGAGCACCCAGCCAGCAGCGGAGGCGGCCGGGGCCGCCGUCCUCCCACAGAUGGCCUGGCCCUUGAGCCAGCCCCCGGCAGCCUGUCGCCCCACCAGCCUACACUGCCAGCCACCUCCGUGGGGUGGGGGUGGGGGGUACAGGCCACUGAAGGGGGAACCGGGUGCUGGGGCUGCCGGGCAUGAGGGCACCUGUGCGCCCAGCUCAGUGCCAAAGAGGGGUCAGCCAGGGGAGCUGUAUCUGCAAAGCCAGGCCCCACCCGAGAGGGAGACCCCACCACAGCCACCGCAUGUGCCUUUCCAGAUCCUCAGCCACCUGGCCGGGGAGCAUCCCUCAAUCCCUCAGUAAAAGCCUCCCGCAGAAAGUGCCGUCCUGCCUCCUGGCCUCUUUGUCUGGCAGGGCUGGGGAGGAGCUCGGGAGGGGCAUCAGGUCACCUGGGGUGGAAGGAGUAACCUCAACCCCCGCCCCCACCCAAAGACAGCUCAGCAUAUUCUCCAGUGGGGAGAUAGAUUUAGCAACUUCUCACAAAAAUAUUGGCAACUGGGACUCUGGACCAAUCCUGGGCCCAGUGCUGGGGUGGAGAGGAGGGGGCUGCUGCCCAGUCCCCACAUGAGGAACAUCCCGAGAGACACUGGGGGAGAAGCAGCGAGCUGCAAAGUGGGCUGGGUGGCGGGCACAGAGGAGGAGGAGUCCUGACCCUGUGGGGCAGAGGGGAGCGGGGAAGAUGUAGUUCUGGACCUUCUAGGAAGAGGGAAUGCUGGAAGGGAAUUCCCUUCUAGGAAGAGGGAAAGCCCAGAGGUGAAUCAGGAGCAAGGCGCAGGACAUCAGUGUGGUGCGGAAGGCAGAGGAAGGGAGGUGCUGGGGCCAUGCCACGGAGCCUGGACUGACUUCGGAGGCAACGAAAAGCCACCAAAGGGUGUUUGGCAGGAUGGAGACAAGAUGCAGUUAUGCCCACGGUGGGCGAUAUGGAGGCUUUGGAGGGAGGCAAGAGCGCACAGCUCGGUCCUUGUCCACUGCUGGUGGGAAGGGGAAUGGAGCAGCCAUUGUGGAAAGCUAAGCACGGACCCAGCACUUCACUCCUAGGCUUAAACCCAAGAGAACUGAAAAUAGGUGUUCAAUCAAAAACUUAGAUGUGAAUGUUCGUAACAGGGCUGUUGGUGAUAAUCAAAAAGUGAAAACAACCCAGCAGUCCACCAACAUGAAUGGAUAAACCAAAUGUGGUCUCUCUAUGCAAUGGAAUGCUAUUCGGCUAAAAAAAGGAGUGUGGUUCUGACCUCUGCUACAGUGUGGAUGAACUGUAAGAACGUGACACUGAGUGAAAGAAGCCAGACAUGGAAGACCACAUACCGUGUGAUUUCAUUGGUAGGAAACAUCCAGAAUAGGCAAAUCUAUAGAGACACAAAGCAGAUGAGUUGUUGCCAGGGGCUGGGUUUCCUUUUGGGGCAAUGUUCUGGAACUGUAGAGGUGAGGGUUACACAACACUGUGGCUGUAAUAAAUGUCACCUCAGGGCGCCUGGGUGGCUCAGUCGGUUGAGCGACUGCCUUCGGCUCAGGUCAUGAUCCUGGAGUCCCGGGAUCGAGUCCCGCAUCGGGCUCCCUGCUCGGCAGGGAGUCUGCUUCUCCCUCUGACCCUCCUCCCUCUCAUGCUCUCUAUCUCUCAUUCUCUCUGUCUCAAAUAAAUAAAUAAAAUCUUUAAAAAAAAAUGUCACCUCAAAAAAUAGAUCUAUAGAUAAUAGAUGACAGGUACAUUGAGUGAUUGAUGAUAGCUAGAUGAUACAUGAUAGAUAAUAGAGAGAUGAUACAUAGAGAGAGAUGAUAGGUGAUAGAGGCGUAGAUGAGUGAGUAACCAUUUAAAGCAGCCCAGGCAAGAUGUGCUGAGGCUUGAAAUCCCGGGCGUAUUAGAGAGAGACUAG
Mirounga angustirostris (Northern elephant seal) is the source of this 5129-nucleotide messenger RNA. It is a transcript of the gene ABCD1, whose product is annotated as ATP binding cassette subfamily D member 1. Gene Ontology annotation, cellular component: peroxisomal membrane; peroxisome. Gene Ontology annotation, biological process: fatty acid beta-oxidation; long-chain fatty acid import into peroxisome; very long-chain fatty acid catabolic process. The record is from RefSeq and is a predicted model, not a curated record. Gene Ontology annotation, molecular function: ATP hydrolysis activity; long-chain fatty acid transmembrane transporter activity; ATP binding. The transcript is spliced from 10 exons. Lineage: Eukaryota; Metazoa; Chordata; Mammalia; Carnivora; Phocidae. The coding region runs from base 417 to 2618 and encodes 733 amino acids.